Molecule: messenger RNA, 3414 nt
Organism: Alternaria hordeiaustralica
Lineage: Eukaryota; Fungi; Ascomycota; Dothideomycetes; Pleosporales; Pleosporaceae
Exons: 2
Coding region: 1-3414 (1137 amino acids)
Source: RefSeq, a predicted model, not a curated record
AUGGCCGGUCUCUUAACGCACUCAAGCACCUCGGCCACCCUCUACCCUUACACCCACCAGCGCUCUCAAAGUCUUGGUUUCACCGGCUGUACCGCGACUACCGCUCUCCUCGCACAUCGCCCCGCCCUCACAUCUUCCGACAAGCGCCUAAAAGACUGCGCCGACCCGACGGACUCUGCCCACAUCGCGCGACCACAAGGCCAAACUCCGAUCGUCGUAAUGUCCAACUUGAACGAAGAAUACGGUCCGGAAGACAUGGCCUGGGUCGCGGCCGAUGUUCAGAUGAGGGAAGAACAAGAUCUGAAUCGUGCCCUUGAAGCAAGUCGAGCUUCCGCGGGAACUGGGGUACCACCGCGUCCAACGAGCGCUAGGGUCACAAGACAAUCCGAGGCGGAGGACGAGGAGCUUCUUGUUGCGCUUGACAUUAGCCGGAUAGAAGCAGAAAAGGCGGCCCAGAGACGCAAUGCAGACGCGGAGGCGGACCAACAACGACUUCUCGAGGCUCAAAGGCAGUCGGAGCGUGAAGCACGAGCUGCCGAUCAAGAACGCGAGCAUACUUUUGUUGCGCUGUCCAUUAGCCAGGCAGAGGCAGAAGAGGCGGAGCGGAGACGCAAUGCAGACAUUGAGGCGGACCAACAACGCCUUCUUGAAGCUCAAAGACAGUCGGGGCGUGAAGCACUAGCUGCCGAUCAAGGGCGUGAGGCUACCCGGAAAGCUGAAUUACAGUCACUGAAGGAUGAGCGAGCUCGGGCUCAAGCUGCGCGACUAGAUCAAGAGACCUUAGAUCAGACUAUCGUCGAGAGCAAAGUGGCAGCCGAGAUUGAGCAGCAACAUGCACAACGGUCUACACGACUUCUGGAGACAUACGCUGUGCGCGGCUUGAGUGAAGACGAGCAGCUGCAGAUGGCUUUAAGACAAAGUCAAGAUGAAGAGCAUUCUCGGGAAGUUGCACAGGUCGGGCAAGAUCGAGAGGAUAUGCUGCGCUGGGUGAACGAGCACGGACGGACCUCUGCACCAUCGAACGAGCCAUCGGCUACCCAGUCUCCAGAAGACCGCCCAGUGUUGGGAGCCAUGGCGUCCUAUCCUCCGGGUCCGGUGACUGAGCAGGAACAAAGGAGUGUGGCCGAUGCUCGGGAGGUCAUUGACAAUCCGAACGUACUCUAUCGGCCUUUAACGCCGAUCUCAGAGGCAUCUGCAUCGCGGCCAGCAAGUCUUCGAUCAGUGGCAGCAGACCAAGCCCGUCGCUCUAACAUCGUCACCGCCAGAACCACGACGGAUCACAGCAGGAUAGAUAUCAGGCUUCCAUACCCACCUGGUGCACUUCUUACACCACCAGCCUCUGAUAGAAGCAGAUCGUCCAUUCGAUCAGUUUCAUCAGGCCGUCCGCCAUCGUAUCAUACGGUAGAAGAGAACCUUGCGCGCAGAUUGGAGUCGUUUGAAGUACCUCACGAUACUUCAAACGAGUCUCAGACUGACGAGGAACCUCCCCUAUAUCCUGGUGCUUAUCCUCCGUCUCCUUCCCAGGCUGAGUCGGCGGCUCCUCAUACAGUACUCGGUCCAAGGCCAAUUCUUGGGACGCCCUUACUACCAGGCGCGUACCCUCCUUCGUACGCGAGCAGUAGAGCACCUCGCAGCGAGGCAGGAGCAUUUUCUGAGACGCCUGUGCAAGAAAGUGUCGUGGCUCGACGCCCAUUGGGUAAUAGGGGAUUCAGCAAUGUGCCCUCAGUGCUAUCAAACCAGGACCGAAACGCGGGAAGCGGUUGUUCUCAUGGAGAUACUGUGUCUAUAAGGAGCGACUCGUUUCCUGGCGCAUAUCCGCCAUCGUCGCAAGCAAGUCGAGCCCCGAGUCGGCUGGAUACGGUUUCAUCCGGAGGGACGUUCUUUACAGCUCAGGAAACGCAGCGAUCUCAGCCCCAAGCAAGACCACAGUCUGCUCUCUCUGAUCUCUGGAAUCAUCGGGAUCGAGAUAGUCAUCAACACGAAGGGUCAGGACCUCGGCCAUUCACACCGGUUUCGGUGUCUUCACAGCCAAGCGAUGCGUCAUCUGCCAUUCGACCGCCAUCAUCUCGAACAUCUCAGGGUAGUAGUAUUGCGCGGAAGCCGGUUGCGAAAUCUCAGCAUGCUACCUCUGUUGCUGCUGAGCACCUAGCGCCAGUCACUGUCGCCGAUGCGGUCAGUCCGUCGGACGUGAUCUCGUCUGCCUUGCAGCAGGAGCCGGUGAGAAACAUCUUCAACGCUCCGGUCAGCGUGACCAUCAACAACUUUCCCGAAGCGCCCAAGUCCUCCCAGAAUCUGUUGAAGCAAGUCUUCAAUAAGAGCAGGCAGACUAACAAGGGCGUGAAAGCUGUCGAGCAGAAGGGGGCAGAGUUCUACGUCAAGGGUGUAGCUGAAGCGACAAGCAACCUUUGGAAGAACAAGAGAAAGAUAUUUCCUGCCAGAUCUUCCAAAUCAGCUGGAAAUGCUGUAAUCCACGAAGCGAGGGAAAUUGACCGAUUUCCUGUUGUUCCGGCUCAUGACGACGUGGGUACUAUCGCCAGUCCCUGGCCUGCGAGACAGUGUCUGCACGUCGUGAACGCAGAUCCAACGCGCUCCGUAUUGAGCACACCUGAAACCACAAGGCUGCUGCAAUCAGAAAUGGCCGGACAGCAGAGUGAAGAGGUCGACACUCCUCGACCAUCUACAUUGCAGCGGUCGUUAACGUCACCUCCGCUGACAGCGACGAUACCGUCGAGGCCAAUGUCGCUGGAUCAAUCGACCGUGUCACAGAUUUCGGACGUAAACGGCAAUGCAGUAACCCCGCCUAGUGUCUGUCAAUCGAGAGUGAGAAGCUCGAUGGAUAGUUUCCGGUGCGCUUCCGAGUUGCGCCCUCAGCCGCUGGACAUCCGCAAGCGGCCUCCUCCUGUUCCACCAAAGCCUUUGGAGCUGGCGAGUUCUAUUCCGCGUACAGCACCUCCUCCGCCUCCUCCUCUUGCGAGCCGCAACCCGAUGACGAGGCGUAUGCUCAGCGAACAAGAAGAAGGGCCUGGAUGGGUACAGCAACCAGUGCAUCUUGCCGCCAUCAAUCCAACCCAAGAGCCAACGAUGGGUUCGCCAGACUCCAUGACGGUGACACCCCCAACACCUCGGCGGAUCAACGUAGAUUUGAACCGGCGCAGUCACUUUGGGCCUAUUGAUACGAGCCUGGCGAAUGUGCCUCCUGGUGAACGUCGCAUCGACGAGUUUAGCUCACGAUCGAUGAUGGAUCUGGGCAUGAUGGGUCAAGUAGGCAAUCCUAUGAUAAUGGAGCCGCUGCGUGGGCAAUACGAGCAGACCUAUGCCCGCCCGCCGCACGUGCAGCAAGAAAGGCUGAACUCGGAUGCCAGGGCCAAAAAGAGGGAGAAGGACACCCAAAAGGCUUUACGAAAGCAGUUUUGA